AUGGCCUCGAGAACAGUUCUUCCAUCAGUGACGACAAAGACAGUCCCCGGCCCUGCCCCUAAUGGCAUGGGUAAUGGUUUGUUUGCAACGGCAGACAUGAACCCCGGCGAUACUGUCUUACACAUUGAGACACCAUUUGCGGCUAUUCUCGAUUCGCCGCGCUUGGAAGAUACAUGCGCCGGUUGUUUUGGAAAGCGUCAGGUAGAAACCGGUAAUGAGCUGAAGGCUUGUACGGGAUGUCGGGUCGUGAAGUAUUGUGAUCGGACUUGUCAAUCUAAAGAUUGGAAAUUUGCCCAUUCCCUUGAGUGUCCUAUUUUCAAGAAUCUCAAGCCGAUGGUACUUCCCAACAAUGCUCGUGCCCUUCUGCGUAUCGUGCUGCGCUCUGCUCGUAACAAGUAUGAUUCUGAGGAGUUCAAAGUCUUUGAUGGGCUGGAGACUCAUAUCAACGAGAUAUCAGAGAGCCAGGGUCAGCUUGAUAGGAUCACCUUGACUGCAAGAGCUGUGAAGAAUUACUCAGGCACAGAUAUCGAGGAAGGAACAGUUUCAUCGUAUGCUGCCAAGCUGGAUCUGAACUCGUUCAAUCUCACUACGUCCAUGUACGAUCGUAUCGGUCUGUACAUACACCCAUACGCUGGCUUGAUCAACCAUAGUUGCGACUAUAAUGCCACAGUUGGGUUUGACGGAGCAGAGCUAUACGUCAAGGCCAUGCGUCCCAUCAAAAAGGACGAACAGGUAUUCAUUUCCUAUAUUGAUACCACAACUCCAUACGACAUUCGGCGCAAUGAAUUAAAAGAGCGCUACUUCUUCGACUGCCUGUGUACCAAGUGUCAAAAGGGGGCAGACACGUUGGAGGAUCGAUUCCUAUCUGACAUCGAAGACAUGACACCCCUCGAAACAGCAGAACGGGAAGCCCUGGAACUACUGCAGAAAGCCACAGGAUCUAGCACAGAGCACGCGGAAGCAAUCGAACAGCUCGAAGCUGCUAUGCACAAACUUCACGACACAGGUGCUUGGCCCCUCACUAGACAGCCCUACGCUUCGCUGCGCGACAAGUUGAUCAUUUCCCUGCUAUCCGCUGGGAACUUCACUCGGGCAUUCAUCCAUGCGGCAAUCAGAUAUCUACGGAUUGACCCUGUCGUGUACAACAAGGCCCAUCCAAUCCGUCACAUUCAUGCCUGGAGCCUGGUUAGAUUGACGGUAUUCCUUUCUCAAGAAGGAUUCCAGCCCGAUCCUAAAGAUCCUGUGCAGAUUCGUGACUUCCAACUAAACUUCCAUUACCUGAUUUGGUACAUUUUGGCUGAGCUUGCAAGCACUCAAAUGGAGAGUUGUACUGUUCCUAGCUUCAAAAAGCUAGUUGGAAACCAGUUCGUGCAAGUUCACAACGAGUUCAAGGCCAAUGGCCUCGAUCCAAGUAAGUCCAAAGGUGUUUUGGCUGCUGAAUGGCAGAAGCUGGAGCGCCUUGUGACUAAGGCCUUGGAAAAAGAGUGA
This is a messenger RNA of Penicillium olsonii, 1488 nucleotides long. NCBI's taxonomy places the organism in Eukaryota, Fungi, Ascomycota, Eurotiomycetes, Eurotiales, Aspergillaceae. The record is from the annotation of a GenBank genome assembly.